AUGGCAGUGCAGGAUGGUGAGAGAAGCAAAUUAGGUGAGUCUGAAUCCCCCAAACCACUGAACGCCGAUGUCGUAUCUAUUCAUGUCACGGAGCAUAUAGAAACGAAUUCUGAAAAUCUGAGUGAGCAUUCAUCGCUAAGCUUACCUAGACGGUCGUCCUACGAGUACUCCGCCAGUCGUCUGGACGAAGGAGUGGUCGUGCGGGUGGCUAGCAGCGUUGAAUGGAAAGAAGGAAACAGUGGGAAUCCUUCCCGUUCAUCUUCAGUUCUGUCAAUAGCGUCGUCCCAUAAUAGCCACGGUGAAAAGACUCAUCGUCGACAGAAUCACGCAAGCCGUCGCAAGUCGUCAAGUUUGUACGUCGGAGAAGGAACGGAAGGAUACGAGAAUAGUGGCCACAAGUCUCGCAACAGAAGCCGCCAUUAUCUUGCUCCUCCAGCAGGCGGUAGUGGUCACAGUCGUCGGCAUUCCAUGGAAGUAUCCAGCCAGCACACUGCGAUUAAAAAGAAGAGGAAGAGUUCCUAUCCCGAGAACGAGGUUCGUCGUGCUGACCGAAGAUCCAGCGGCAGUAACUGUGGCCCUAGCUGUAGAUCCUCUCGUAGUGAGGAGCAAGCUCGCCGGUCCUCUCGAGUAUCGCGUAGGCCAACCAAGAGCAGUGAGAAGGACCAUCACAAAGAAGACGUAGAACUGGAAAAUGGAAUACGACGAAGAAGGAUGAUCAUAAUUGUCAUUUGUUCUGUGUCUAUCUUCAUUUUGCUGACCAGUGUUAUCCUUGUGGCAGUUACUUUGUCCCUUUCGCCGACUAUUGACAAGUUAGUACGAAAAGAAAAUGAAGAAAUCCUCAGGGGUACGUCAUCCACCUCGUCACCAUCUGUAAAUGGCGCCACUGUCAACAAAACGUUUAACUUCACAGGACAACCAGGAUGAUCUGUUUCCGUGUUCUAAUGUUUACUAGUGGGAACUUUUAGAGGCAAUACAGCCAGUCAACAAUAUAAUUCUUAGCAAAAGAAGAAAAAAAAACUAUACAUUUUCUUCUGAACGUCUUAUACAGAAGGAAUCUGUGAUGAGCUAUGUUGUUCCCGAUAGUAAAUUAUGUUAUUAUUACUUUACAUACAAUCAUUUACCUCUUUAAAAUAUAAAAGAUUACAACUUGUAACAAGUCCCUUCUAAAAAUCGAAUCCAUUCAAUUUUUAAAGAUUACUAGGUCAACAUUUAGAGAAAAAUGUUGUCUAUAUGAAACCAAAAUAAUAAUUUAGUUUUCCGUUUAGACGACAUUAUCUUAUCACGAAUUAUGUCAUUUGCUGUUAGCUUCAGUUUAUUGUUUUUCAUUCCUCGUGAUCAGAAUUUUCUGUACAAAGUACAACUGUUUGUUGUUGUUUUUUUCCUCUGUUCAAAUACGAGUUCGGUGUUAUAUACUGUACAAUUUAUUUUUUGUAUUUACGUUUUUUCUGUAGUUUUGGUUACACGUGUAUAUUUCUUUUACUCGAUUGAUUUUUCUAGAAAGUUUGAAAGAUGUUUUUACACUGGAUUUUCCUUGUGAAGAGUUGAGAACUAAAAAUAAAACGUUUAAGAGUUGUUAUAGAAAUUCAGCUUUUAACAACUUAACUGGAAGCUCUUAAGCCAAAAUAGCUUUUAACAACUUAACUGGAGGCUCUUAAGCCAAAAUAGCUUUUAACAACUUAACUGGAGGCUCUAAAGCCACAACAGCUUUUAACAACUUAACUGGAAACUCUUAAGCCACAACAGCUUUUAACAACUUAACUGGAAACUCUUAAGCCACAACAGCUUUUAACAACUUAACUGGAGGCUCUAAAGCCACAACAGCUUUUAACAACUUAACUGGAGGCUCUAAAGCCACAACAGCUUUUAACAACUUAACUGGAGGCUCUAAAGCCACAACAGCUUUUAACAACUUAACUGGAGGCUCUAAAGCCAAAGUAGCUUUUAACAACUUAACUGGAGGCUCUAAAGCCAAAGUAGCUUUUAACAACUUAACUCGAAGCUCUUAAGCCAAAAUGUGUAAGUAUAUUUAGUGAAACGUAUUACUGUAUAAGCAGAUCGAGUGUAAUUAUUACAUAAUUUAUUUACAGUAAUUCGUAUGCAACACGAUAUUACGUUAGAGAUUUACAAAUUAUUGAUUCUAAUCAAUAAAAAAAAAUUGCAGAAGUCUGACUGGAAUAAGUAUAUUUUAUUUCCUCUGCUUGUUUGCUCUUUUCUUUAAGUAGAUACAUUAGACACUUCUAUAGAAACUAUCUUCCAACAAUGCACUGAUAACGUUUUUUUUUAAAUAUUUCUAAGACCGAACAAUAUAAAGAUCAAUUCCAAGCUCAACAAUUUACACGUUCAUUCUGUAUGUAAUGAAAAGCUGACCACAGUCACUAAAAAUAAAAAAUACACUAUUGACUUUUAUAUUCCUAACCUAUUACGACAACAUAUUGUAAUUAUAAAUAUUAGUAAUUAGAUGUUUUACCAAAGAGUUGUUUUUACAGGGUAGAUUAGUUUGGAGUUUUGUUGGUCGUCAAUUGCAGAAGCCUGAAAACGUAAGUUCGGGCUUGUCCUAGGCUUAGCGUGCUCGGACUGUGAAUUGAGGGUUCGUACUUCACGUCCUCUUGUCGUAAGAACGCACUUUUGGACCAUGCGUACGCUGUAAGAGUAACGGCGAAUUCCAACUAUUCGGUCAGACAAGAGUAGCUUAAGAGUUGGCGGUGGGUUCUAUUGACUAACUCCUUUCCCUCUAGUCUAUUCGUUCAAAUUUGGAGACGGAUAUACGCAGAUAGUCCUUGUAUAGCUUUGCAUAAAAUUCUAAAACAAACAAAAUGUAUGUAUUAUAUACAUUGGAUGUAUACAAUUUUUAGUAACUUACUAGCAAAAUCCAUUAAAUAUGCUUCCUAGUUUGAAACUCUUACUAAAGACGUUAGUUAACGAAUACACCACAAUGAAUAUGACAAGGAAACGAACUUUUUUUUUUCUCUUAAAAGUUUUUAGAGUGACAAGACAGUAAGUUUGUACAACUCUAUCUAAUGUAUAGGUUUGUUUGUUUUUGGAAUUUCGCGCAAAGCUACACGAGGGCUAUCUGCGCUAGCCGU
Molecule: messenger RNA, 3083 nt
Organism: Limulus polyphemus (Atlantic horseshoe crab)
Lineage: Eukaryota; Metazoa; Arthropoda; Merostomata; Xiphosura; Limulidae
Exons: 2
Coding region: 1-924 (307 amino acids)
Source: RefSeq, a predicted model, not a curated record